Guillardia theta CCMP2712 is the source of this 519-nucleotide messenger RNA. RefSeq lists its product as hypothetical. The record is from RefSeq and is a predicted model, not a curated record. Gene Ontology annotation, molecular function: ammonium channel activity. Bases 1 to 519 code for a protein of 172 amino acids. NCBI's taxonomy places the organism in Eukaryota, Cryptophyceae, Pyrenomonadales, Geminigeraceae. Gene Ontology annotation, biological process: ammonium homeostasis; ammonium transmembrane transport. The transcript has 5 exons. Gene Ontology annotation, cellular component: membrane.
AUGGGAAGCAGAACCUCGUCUUACUGGCUGCUUCAGACGAUAGAGAAUGCCCGGGACAUCGAUGUUGCCUGGAUCAUUGUGACGGGAUCGAUCGGGUUCUGUGUUGUCUCUGGGCUGGUGUUCGUUGAGGUGGGAAAAGUUGCGCCGAAGAACGUCAUCACGAGCAUAUUUAAGAAUUUGUUGUGCAUCGCCAUCGCAACCAUCUCGUUCUGGUUCGUCGGGUACAGCUUUGCCUUCGGCAAGGACAGGACUGGGUUCAUCGGAGAUGACAAGAGGAGCACCAUCGGAGCGGCCAAGGUCUGGGCCAGCCCCUGCAACAUCCGAGGCUCAGAUGGAUGGGAGAACUGGUUCUUCUUCUGGGUGUAUACAGCAACAGCAACAUUGACAGCAACGUACGGUUUAGCUGAGCGCACGAAGAUCGCUGCCUAUAUCAUGUUUGCUCUUAUCUUUACUCUCUUCAUCCAUCCUAUCGUGAUGCAUUGGGUCUGGGGCACUGGUAAGUUCCCAAGUCCUCUGUAG